AAGAGAGGCGGAUAUGAGGACUGGAGCAUGUGGGUGUGUGUAUUGAAAGAGAAAGACAGAGCGAGAGAGAGAGAGACUUGCAGGCGACUUGUUUGCUGAGGAUAUUAGAUUUCUCUAUUCAUCGUCGCUAGUUCUUUCUCCUCUCUUCCAGCUCACAGAGGACGUCUGAUGUGCUGUCAAUCCCCGUUGUAGCCUCUCACUCUCGUUUUGUCUAGCCGUGGACACCGACUGGACAGCCGUGAUAUGUUCGAAACGGGGCCGGUACAUUACCACACCUUUAUUGUGCGUUGAAGCCACUGUCUGAAUAGCGAAGGGACUACCCGCGAACCGAAUAAUUCCUGAAUGGUUCAGUUGGGACUGUUUUUUACGAGUAUUUUCGUUCGUAUUUUUAUGUUCGGCAUUUUGCUCCAGAAUAAGUCUGUUUUAGAAGAUCAAGACAAGUGAAUGGCUAUACCAAUAUCAGUGGUACUGUAAACCAAGUCAUAGCCCAGAGGAGACCCUAAACAUCAUUCGAUUGUGGCUUUCUUGGACCUUACUUUUUGUGAGUAGAUUGUGGGGUAAUAUAUUGUUUUUCUCCCACGGAUCUUUGGAUUAGCAGAACUGUUGAAUUGAUACAGGCUAAUACACGUAAUACUCACCAAGAAGAAAGAUGGGGAAGAGUGCCUAGUAUCGCCAGGAGAGGAAUGCCCCAGACUGUGUGCCCAGCAGCAGGCACCAUGUUCACCCCCAGUGGCUUCAGCCCCCACCUGGCCUCCACCUGCUCUGAGGCUGACCCGGUGAUCGAGGAUGAAGGGGGCCCUCAGGAGGCCCGGGGGCCUGGGGCUUGCCUGGCCGAAGGACCCCCCAUCACCUCCGCCUCCCUGGACACCCUCAUCCAGCACCUUGUGCCCACCACAGACUACUACCCAGAGAAAGCCUAUGUGUUUACGUUCCUGCUGAGUGCUCGUCUGUUCAUCUCUCCUCCUGAGCUACUGGCCAGACUCUGUGAGACCUGCAUUAAACAACAGCAGCUGGACCAGAGUCCACUGGACAUGGCUAAAGUGAGGAAGUUUGGUCCCAAGAUCCUGCAGCUGCUAACAGAGUGGACAGAGACGUUCCCCACAGACUUCAGAGAGGAGAAGAUGGUGGGCCUGUUCAAAGACAUUAUCCACAGGAUAGCACCCUGUGAUGAGGCGUACUGGAAGACACUGAGUCAGGUCCUGCAGACCCUGAACCAGAAGCUUGCAGCCAUCGCCCAGGGAGAGGAGUGCAUCGUCAAAGUGAAUGCCUCCUCGGUAUCCUCAAUCUCUGACAAGCUGGUGGCCUUCAAGACCAAGUCUCCACCCAUCCAGAAGGAAAUGCUGUCUAUCUGCAACGACCCUUACACACUUGCACAGCAACUCACCUAUAUAGAACUGGAACACCUGAGUCACAUCGGCCCUGAAGAGUUUGUACAAGCCUUUGUUCAGAAAGACAAACUGGAUAGCACUCAGCCGUGUUUCAGUGAGCAGAAGAAGAAGACCACUAACUUGGAGGCUUAUGUCAGGUGGUUCAACAGGCUGUGCUACCUGGUGGCCACUGAGAUCUGCAUGCCUGCUAAGAAGAAGCAGAGGGCCCAGGUGAUUGAAUUCUUCAUCGAUGUGGCCAGAGAGUGCUUCAACAUCGGCAACUUCAACUCCCUCAUGGCCAUCAUCUCUGGUAUGAAUAUGAGUCCUGUGUCUCGGCUGAAGAAGACCUGGGGGAAAGCCAAGACUGCCAAGUUCUUCAUUCUGGAGCAUCAGAUGGACCCUACUGGAAACUUCUACAACUACAGAACAGCACUGAGGGGAGCUGCCCACAGGUCCCAGACUGCUAAUAGCAACAGGGAGAAGAUUGUGAUUCCCUUCUUCAGCCUACUGAUCAAAGAUAUCUACUUCCUGAAUGAGGGAUGUGCCAACCGCUUGCCCAAUGGCCAUGUUCAUUUUGCGAAAUUUGUGGAGUUGGCUCGUCAGGUGGGCGAGUUUAUGACGUGGAAACAGAUGGAGUGUCCAUUUGAGACAGACAGGAGCAUCCUACACUACCUCCACACCGCUCCCAUCUUCAGUGAGGAUGGACUCUAUCUGGCAUCCUAUGAGAGUGAGAGUCCAGAGAACCAGGUGGAGAAGGACAGAUGGAAAGCACUCAGAUCUAAUAUUCUGGGGAAGACAAAAGAGUUAAAAGAGCUAAGAGAGCACCAUGGCAGCUAACCCUCAGGCCAGCCCAGCGAGGGAGGGAGUCGGUGUACUGCACUACAACAAACUGUGAAGGAGCCUAGCUGGUACUUAGGUGUUUUUCUACACAUGAAGAAUAGAAAUGAGGAAACAAUCAUGAUGAACAGGAUUCAUCACCAACAUGACCAGUAAAAACAAGAAAAGAAGAACAAACGUCAACAAGUGGUGAAAAGUGAAGCUAUCAUGGACACUGACUGGAGUAUAAGGCCAUGGUUGGACUAUUGUACAUUGGCUACAUUGGGUACUGUAUAUUAGUGAGGGAUAGAUCUAUCCCUCCAUCUUGUUGCAUAUUUACUCUUUGGGCUCAUGUUUGCUACCAGAGUGUUCAGUUACAGUGACAGGGAAAUCUACUGCUUUUUUAAAUGAAAUUCCUACUGAAAUUGUUGUUAUAUUAUCGUAUUUCUCUAUCCUUUCUUUCACUCCCCCACUUCCUCACUCCCCUUCUCUCUCUCACACCCACACCUUAUUUUUGUUGUGAAAGUUUUCUAUUGUACUGUACGAAUCUGGUAAAAGUAAGAGUUACUAUGAUGUGAAGGGCACUGGCUUGCCCACUUACUGGCUUGCCCACUUACUGGCUUGCCCACUUACUGGCUUGCCCACUUACUGGCUUGCCCACUUGUGUUUGGUCCUCGAAAGACUACUAAUGAUGACUACUAUUGAGUACUUGCAUUGACUGGAGAAGCCUACAGCAUUAUAUCAUUCCACAUACAGUACAUAAAUACAUAGACUAUAUAGUGUGUGUCUGCAGGGCUGGCUCCAGGCAUUAGCGGACGCUUAGGGCACGCGGUCGCUAGGGGGCCCCUGGCCAAAACAUUCUGAAAAUGUUUGGUGAACUCCAUCGGGGUCUUAACUUUCUAUUGAUAGUUAAACUAGUAUAAUACACCAGGUGCAAUUUAGAAAUGUGGUUGUGCAUCAACAGUGUUUCUCUUGUUAUGUCAGUCACUCAAUUACCUGACAAUUAGCCAUCCCAAUGUUUUGAUUGGUAGUAAGUCUAGCCAGCUAUCUAAACUUGUAAUAAUCAUGGCUGAAUAAUGACCGGGCAUGUGCCCAGAGGCCCUGAUCUCCAGGGGACCUCCACUGAUUUUGUUAGUCAUUAUCACUCAGAUAUCAUAUUAACAUGUCAUUAUUCAUGGAAAAAUAUGUAGAAUUGCAGGAAAUGUGCUUUAAAACUGCUAGCCUUUCUCUCCGCCCCAUUGGAAAAUGGGUAGAAUUGCAUGAAAUUGGGUGUAAAACUGUAAAUGUUUUCACUGCGCCAUACUCAAAAUGAGUAUAAUUGCAUUAAAUGUGUUGUAAAAUUGCACAAUUUUCUCUCCGCCCCAUGGUAAAAUGUGUAUAAUUGCAAGAAAUGAAAUUCAAAGCAGACAUUUUCUCUCUGCCAUCAAGAGGGGAGCAACUAAAAUGUUUUGCCUCUCUCUUAGGGCCCCCAAAAGGCUAGAUUCAGUCGUGUGUGUGUGUGUGUGUGUGUGUGUGUGUGUGUGUGUGUGUGUGUGUGUGUGUGUGUGUGUGUGUGUGUGUGUGUGUGUGUGUGUGUGUGUGUGUGUGUGUGUGUGUGUGUGUGUGUGUGUGUGUGUGCGUGUGUAUAAUUCCCUCAUCUCAUUACAUUUGGAUGAGUUGUCAACUAUUGUGAAAUCAACAAAAAAUGUCACCAUGUCAUUGGAUUUAGGUUAAAGGUCAGGAGAAAUCCAAUGAGUUUUCCACAUUGAUUCAACAUCAUCACAUAUAUUUUUUUGUUGUUGAUUGAAAUGCUGUGGAAACAACGUUGAUUCAACCCGUUUUUGCACAGUGGGCAGGGUAUUCUCAUCGCCAUGUAUUAAUCUACUGUACCUGUACAUUUUAGGAUUGGGGGCGCUUGGGGAUAUCAGUGUUGUUUACUCCUAUGUGAAAAUGAAUUGUGCCAUGAAAACGAAAGCAAAACAAUCAAUCAUGUCCAGAGCCAGGCCUGUGUAUAGAUUGUGUAUAUAUGACUACUUUUCCCAUGUCGCCCCUGACAUCUUUCUGCUCUCCAGGAAGUAGUCUCUCUCUGACUGAUGUUCAGUUGUCUGAUAUUUAUGGAGAUUUCUGUAAUGACAGAUGUAUUUGGUUUUGUUUUGUUUUUAUUUUAUUGUAUUCCUCUAUUGAAAACAAAGUCUUCUAAAUGGCAUGCUAAAGACAGUGUUUUAAAGGGGCAUUAUAUGUAAGGUUUCACCAAUGAAAUACUGGAGGGAUUAUUGACCACUUUGGAAUAUGAGCUGUGUGAUUCCAUGUUGUUAAGAGACAGUUCGGAUUCAUUUUCAUAUGAUUGAUGUUCAAGUGAUGCAUUUAUAGCCCUUUCCUUCUUUAAACAACAAUCUCUCUCUCUCUCUCUCUCUCUCUCUCUCUCUCUCUCUCUCUCUCUCUCUCUCUCUCUCUCUCUCUCUCUCUCU
Molecule: messenger RNA, 4630 nt
Organism: Oncorhynchus keta (chum salmon)
Lineage: Eukaryota; Metazoa; Chordata; Actinopteri; Salmoniformes; Salmonidae
Product: ras-GEF domain-containing family member 1C-like
Exons: 14
Coding region: 684-2204 (506 amino acids)
Biological process (GO): Ras protein signal transduction; positive regulation of GTPase activity
Cellular component (GO): plasma membrane
Molecular function (GO): guanyl-nucleotide exchange factor activity
Source: RefSeq, a predicted model, not a curated record